Gaeumannomyces tritici R3-111a-1 is the source of this 1392-nucleotide messenger RNA. RefSeq lists its product as hypothetical. The transcript has a single exon. Bases 1 to 1392 code for a protein of 463 amino acids. Gene Ontology annotation, cellular component: fungal-type vacuole membrane. Gene Ontology annotation, biological process: transmembrane transport. The record is from RefSeq and is a predicted model, not a curated record. Lineage: Eukaryota; Fungi; Ascomycota; Sordariomycetes; Magnaporthales; Magnaporthaceae. Gene Ontology annotation, molecular function: transmembrane transporter activity.
AUGAUAGACCAGACGACCGUCCCCGAAAAAGCGAUUCCUGAAAAAUCAGCCAUCGGGGCUGCAGACGGCACGGGGUCGUCCACCAGAGAAAGCUCCAUCAGUCCUGUCCCGGCGCACGAUGAGGGCGCAGCGCCGGCCGGCGCGGCAAAGGAGGGGCGCUCCCACCGCGAAUCAGAUGUGGAUUCUAUCCCAGAUGGGGGGAUGGUGGCAUGGCUGCAAGUACUCGGGUCGUGGGUCAUAUUGGUCGAUACCUGGGGGCUGGUGAACAGUUUUGGAGUCUUCCAAACCCAUUACAAGUCCACGAUGCUGCCCUCGACCAGCUCCUCGUCCAUAUCAUGGAUAGGGUCUCUCCAGGCCUCCUUGAUGAUGCUUGUGGGGGUCGUAUCAGGCCCUCUCUACGACAUGGGCUACUUCCGUGUGCUCAUCGGCACCGGGCUCUUCCUCAUCAUCCUGGGCCAGUUUUUGCUCUCCGUCUGCACCACGUACUGGCAGGUCCUCCUGGCACAAGGCAUCAUGACGGGAAUUGGCAUGGGUCUUACGUUUUUGCCAUCGACCACAAUCCUGGCUCAGUACUUCCACCGCAAGCGCGCGCUCGUCCUGGGCAUCUCGUCGACGGGCUCGCCGAUCGCGGGGACUGUUAUACCUAUACUGUUCUCGCGCCUCGAGCCGCGCAUCGGGUUCGGUUGGACCGUCCGGACGCUGGCGUUCAUCCUGCUGGCCGUGUCGGUGAUACCGCUGGCGUGCAUGCGCACGCGCGUGGCGCCCGCCCCGCGGCGGCGGCGCUUCUUCGACCCCACGGCGGUCCGCGACGCCGCCUUCAUGACGCACGCGCUGGCCGCCUUCUGUGCCUUCGCCGUCAUGUACGUGCCCUACUUCUACCUGCAGCUCUUCGCGCAGACGCACGGGCUCGCGGGUCCGGACCUGUCGCCCUACGUGGUCACCAUGCUCAACGCCGGCAGCAUCGUCGGGCGCGUGCUGCCAAACUACCUGGCGGACCGGGUGGGCAGCGUCAACGUGGUGGCGGCCUGCGGCGUGGCGGCCUCGGCUCUGGUGCUGGGCUGGUUCGGCGUGCGCGACCUGGCCGGCCUCGCGGCCUUUGCGGUCCUGUACGGCCUCUUCUCGGGCGGCAUCGUGAGCGUCACCCCGAGCGUGCUCAUGGCGCUCACGCCGGAUCCGGGUCGCGUGGGCGCACGUAUCGGCAUGGCCUUCUCGUGCACGGGCGUCGCCAUCCUGAUCGGCACGCCCAUAGCCGGCGCCGUCGUGGGCGACUUUAGCGACGCGCGCUGGCGCGCCGUCGUCGGGUUCUCGUCGGGCGGCCUGCUGGCCGCCACGGCGCUGUAUCUCAUAUGCCGGUUUCUGCUGUACCGGUCCAACGGGAAGUGGAAGGCGUGA